GUACCACGUCGCCAGUUUCCAGGUUUUCUUCAUGACUGACUGUGUCCCCUCUUUACUUUCCCAGCUGCAGUUUUCUUUACGUCCUUGAAUGUGCACUGUAGCUCUUUGUACGUGCAUACUGCUCCUGUACCUGCAGCAAGACCACUUCGACGGCUGCUAAACCAGGCUUUUUUGUCUCGUGUCUGGAAGUAGAUUUGUUUGACGUGCAGGUCGUAAAAAAUCUGUUUAUUCAAAAACCAGUAUGGAGGAGGAACGGACUCGGGACGAUUCCUCUGUUCCGGAGAUGCUGGAGAUCAAAGUCCCGUCAGCCACCAAAGAUGGAGAAAUUAUUCGCUUUGAGAUCAAGACAGUCACAACGCUAACGGAUUUCCCAAGCUGCGAGAUGUCGACGACGAGGACGUUUGAGGAUGUCGAGUGGCUGCAUAAUUGCCUGUCAGUUCGUGAAGACCCAGGCGGAUCAAUUGUACCGCCGAUGCCCAACCGGCCUGCAAGCACAGCAGCCGAAGCUGAAGCUUUGAUGAAGCAAGAAUUCGGUGGUGAAAUGCGCAACAUGCUAGCAGACCAGAUUCCCAAAUAUUGUCGCAGUGUAGAGAUGUUUCUGUGUCUGUUGGCUAAACAUGCACGCUACCGCCGUUCUGAACCUCUCAAACAAUUCUUAGUCAGUGAGCCGCUGCCACCCCGUGUUCUCGCCAAGUUGAGCAUGUUCAAGCGAGCAACAAACGUUGUCAAGGACAAGGGACUGCAGAGUAAAAAGGAUCCGGAUGAGUUCUUUCAUGGUCAGCGUGGUUUUGUACACGAAAGCCAUCAGUGUAUGAAGGAUGUCAAUGUGGUGUUUCAUCAACAGCUUGUCGCCCAAAGACAGUUUGCAAUGUCACUGGGUGCAUUUGCAAGCAACAUAACCAAGGCUGGCAGCUCUGCAUGUUCAUCUAUAGAAAGCCACACAAAGCUCAUGACACGUUUUGGUCAGGUUAUGGAUCAAUGCCAGCAAUCUGAGAACACGUUAGCUACGAGCAGUGAGAAUUCGUUCGCCUUCACCUUCUGUGUGUUUGAGAAGUACCUCGAGUCAAGCAAGGACAUGUUAAAUCGUCGUCUACGCCUACUAACCGAGAGUGAAGCAGCAGCCGCCGCUGCCGUCAAGGCCAAGGCAUCCAACAAGGCCAAGGCGGAUGCGGCACGUGAAGACGCCGUUCAGAAGUUUGAGGAGAUUUCGCGGCUCGGCCGCACGGAGUUGUCGCUAUUUCAUCAGUUACGUGUUCACUCUCUCCAGACAGCGCUGGUCACGUACUGUCAGAAUCAGAUCUCCACCGGUCGCGAUACCUACGCCAUGUUGGCAAGAAGUCUCUCGGAGCUGCGUCAGAUUGACGAUGAGUGAAACGCUCGGCCCGUGCCAGCCCUCCCGGUACUCACGUAUGUGUGUGCGUAUACGUGUGUGCAUAUGCAUGCAUGUGUACGUGUCUGAAUAUACGUGUGUGCGCGUGUUGGCAUGCGCACGUCACGACUUGUGAAAUAUAGUAAUGAUAAUGAUCGCCAUCAUCAUCAUCAUCAUUGUGAGUCAGCUCCCAGAGUGGUUGCCACUGGCAACUGUUGCAGUCGCCGCUCCCGCGCGGUUACCAUGGCUGCUGUCAUUGCUAUGGUAAACACGGCUGCCACCCUCCGUCGCUGUUACUGUAAAUGCUCCUGUUCAUAAGCAUAGUGUGCCGCUGCACAUGCUGACGGGUAUCUUAGUUUCUUGUAAUUUCUUGUAAUUUCUUUUCUUGCCGUUUCUUUUAUUGCAUUCUCCUGUGGGCCAUGCAACCCACAAUAACUACAGUUUCAUUUGAACGCACGCCUACACACGCCUACGCACACACGGUACGCAUGCGUGCCAGUGAUUAUUUCGUGUUGCGUUGUUGCGUUGAUCUUCGCUGUAUACAGCGUGUCAGUUGUAAUGCCCCACUAGCUCUGUUGAUUUAAUCUUUCUGUACGGUAGAGAUCAAGUUGGAAGCUAGCUAAAACGUGCUUCCUAUCGAUCACUAUCAUCAGUUCGAGCUCCUCUGUUAACCCCCGGGCCUUGCCUCAGGACAGGGUGGUUCUCGGAUGCCUUACACCUGUACUUUCCUUGUUAUCCUCUCGCCUUGCCGCCGUGCCGUUACACCACAGUAGUCUACUCUCACUUUAGCUAUUCCUCUCCGUCUCUCUCCAGAUUAUUUUUUUCCACGAUUACAAGUACAAUGUACAUGGUGCUCUAUUGCUGCAUCCUAGCAAUUCCCCAUGUGUGCAUGUGCACACACACACACACACACACACACACACACACACACACACACACACACACAUCUGUGUUGACUAGUGGCAUUGCAACUGACCUCUAAGCUAACAUAGUCAUUACUGAUCGCAAUCGUAUCGUUGUAGCGUAAGAAUCGGAAAUCUGUGAAUUUCCUCCGGACAAUAUUUUCCACUUAUAUUUUUGAUUAUUGGUAUUAUUGAGUAUUUGGCAUGUUCUCUGACUUGUAAGCCCCUCUUCUUCUAGCCACCUUCUAGCCUUCUAUGUUUCUAGCGUUAUUGUUGAGCAGUAACAGAAGUUGAUACUGUAAAUCCUUGUCUUCAUG
Sycon ciliatum is the source of this 2588-nucleotide messenger RNA. RefSeq names its product sorting nexin-6-like. Lineage: Eukaryota; Metazoa; Porifera; Calcarea; Leucosolenida; Sycettidae. The transcript is spliced from 13 exons. The coding region runs from base 242 to 1372 and encodes 376 amino acids. The record is from RefSeq and is a predicted model, not a curated record. Gene Ontology annotation, molecular function: phosphatidylinositol binding.